Molecule: messenger RNA, 1809 nt
Organism: Linum tenue
Lineage: Eukaryota; Viridiplantae; Streptophyta; Magnoliopsida; Malpighiales; Linaceae
Source: the annotation of a GenBank genome assembly
AUGAAGGCUCCUCCUCGCCUUCUUCCCCUUCUACUUCCCGUCCCCGCCGCCAGCUCCCGCCUCUUCGAAACCACCACGCGCGGCCGCUGCGCCUUCCUCCUCCUCUGCCUCUUCCUCUUCGUCUCGCUCUCCAUCUUCCUCUCCCUCUCCCCAAACCAGCUCCUCCUCCGCUCCUUCGACUACUCCCCCGCCGCCGCUGCUCCCACCGUCGUCGCCGCUCGCCCCAACCUCUCCGCUUUCCCUUCCAACAGCGCCGUCCGCGAAUCCACCGGCCACCUCAAUAAAUCUUCGGUCCCGGAGGCUCGAGAGGAUUUGGAAUCUGUCUCCAUUUUGUUCCCCGACUGGGAGGUGGUCGUGAUUGGACCGGCGGGAAUUUCAGGGGAGGAGGAGGAAUCGGGAUUUCUGUGCGUUUAUCCGAACAAGGCUACUUCCCCGGCGAGGUUCUCGGGAAACUUGCGGGCCACGAAUCAGUCGAUUUUCACGUGCUGGAUGCCGGAGAAGUGCCGCCGGCGUCUGCAAUCGCCGGUGCUCGUCCGGAGGAAGAGUCCAGCAGAAGGGGGAAAAGAGAAGACGACGAAAUCGCUGCUGAGGUGGACAUUUCUGGCGUACGAGUCUUUGUCGACAGAGAGCGACGUCGUUUUGUUCGUCAAAGGCGUAAACAACAAGCAAGGAGUCAAUCGUCCAGCUCACGAGCUCAAGUGCGUGUUCGGCAAUCCCGAUGAUUCCGCGGUGAAAACCACCGCCGUGACGAGCUCCGAGCAGGAGGUUUUCCGGUGCGGUCACCCUGAUUUGACGGGGUAUGGUCAAAACGUGACGGUGGGCGUCAGAGUCACGCUGGAGCUCCCCGACGGAGUUCGUGUCCCUUCGGUGGCGCACUACUCCCCCUGGCGGCGGAGCAGUGUCGUGGUGGGGGAAGCGAAGCUGCAAAUCUGCGCGGCGACGAUGGUGUACAACGCCGCCAAGUUCCUCAAGGAGUGGGUGAUUUACCACUCCGGGAUCGGCGUCGAGAAAUUCUUCCUCUACGACAACGGAAGCGACGACGGAUUGGGAAUCGUCGUCGGGGAGCUGAAUCGGGAAGGCUAUAGAGUCGAGACGGUGCCGUGGAUUUGGGCGAAGACGCAGGAGGCCGGAUUCUCCCACGCCGCGGUCUACGCUCGCGAAUCCUGCGAUUGGAUGAUGUACAUCGACGUCGACGAGUUCCUCUUCUCCCCGCGGUGGAGCUCCGCCGCUCAGCCGUCGGAUCGCAUGCUCAAAUCCCUAAUUCCGCGGAAGAAAUCAGCGGGCCGGGUCGUCGGGCAGGUCACGAUUCGGUGCAACGAGUUCGGGCCUUCGGGUCGGGUCACCCACCCGCCCGACGGGGUGACCCAAGGGUACGACUGCCGGAGGAAAUUGGACAACCGGCACAAGUCGAUCGUACUGCUGGAAGCGAUCGACGAUUCGCUGCUCAACGCUGUGCAUCACUUCCGAUUGCGCGGCGGCGGGGGAGGAGAAGGGGGGAAGUUGUUUAGGACGAAGCAGGUGGGAAUGGGGGCGGCGGUGGUGAACCAUUACAAGUACCAGGCGUGGUCGGAGUUCAGGGCGAAGUUCCGGCGGAGGGUGUCGGCGUACGUGGUCGAUUGGAGGAGGGCGGUGAAUCCGGCGUCCAAGGAUCGGGCCCCCGGACUGGGGUUCGAGCCGGUGAAGCCGGGGGAUUGGGAGCGGCGUUUCUGCGAGGUGAGGGACGAUCGGCUGAAAUCGCUGGUGCGGCGGUGGUACGGCGGCCUCACUGCAGAAGGAGGAGGAGGGUAUAGAAUGGCGUGGCAGAGGUGA